GACAUUUAUUGUUGACAAUUGAAAUUUUACGAAAUGGAGAUCGUGCGACCUAAUAAUAUUUCUUUAAUUUCUAAUGUUUUUUCUUGAAGAAGUUCUUUAGUUGAAAAUGGAGUUCACAAGUUUAAUUUUUCCAUUCACUAAAAACAUCUGCCGGACAUGCCUCGUAGAAUCUGACACAAAUAUGUUUAUGAACAUACAAGAUGUGAUUGAACACGAGAUGCAUAAAAUUAAAAUAAUUGAUAUUUUGGUAUUUUUAAAUUGUUUAGAGAAUAAUGAUGAAGAGAAUUGGCCUCAGGGUAUGUGCGCAACGUGCGUGUCGACCGCUCUUCUGGCGUACAACUUCAAGCUUAAUUGUCUUAAAGUUAACUCUACUCUUUCACAACUGACUACUGAAACUUCACCCAACUUGCAGAGGUCUGACAUUGAUUCAAUUGAUAUAAAUGUGGUUUACCAGGAUCAUGAAUAUGAUGUGCCACUGUUUAACCAUUCCUCUCUGGACAUUGAAUCUAAUCUUCCUGAGAAUAAAGAAUUGACUCCUCUACCACCAGUCUCUGAAAUCACAGCAGCAGAGCAGCCACCCAGGAAGGAAGGAGAUAAAAGAUAUGCCUGUACUUUGUGCUCAAAAUCCUUCACAAGGAUCUAUGGGCUGCGGUAUCAUAUGGCUAAACAUUCUGAUGUUCGUAAAUACUUGUGUUCUAAAUGUGGCAAAGCAUUUCACACUGCUAAUGGACUCAGGCAGCAUUUGAUUUCGCACAAAGAGAUUGCACAGUUUAAAUGUGGCUUCUGCAAUAAGACUUACAAGUCAAGACAAUCUCUGAAGGAGCAUUUCCGGUUGGCACACUCCAGCAACCAUAGACAUUUUGUGUGUGUAACUUGUGGUAAGCGUUAUACAGCAAAGUCAACCUUGAUGAUGCACAUGAAUACCCACAGUGGAGAGAAAAAGUUUGCUUGUCCACAUUGCCCUAAGACUUACACUAGAGCUUCAUACUUGAGGGCUCACACCCUGGUGCAUACUGGUCAGGCGAGACCUAGGCCAUUCCUCUGCAAUUACAUAAACUGUGAUAGAAGUUUUUCUACAAAACAUUCACUCUUGGUACAUAUUGCACACACACAUAAGACCGAGAGACCUCAUAAAUGUGAUACAUGUUUGAAAGGCUUUGCUACUGCCUCUGGUCUGAAGGAUCACAUGGAUUCCCACAACAACACAGAGUUGUACUGCAAUUAUUGCUCCAAGAAAUUUGCUAAUAAAAGAGUUCUACAGAAACACAUUAAAAUUCAUGAUGUGGAUGCAAAAGACAUGAUACUGGAAGUUGUGGUUGAUAAUGUAUUCUUUGAUCAGGCGUACUAACAGCACUGAAAUUGUGAUAUGUUAAUUAUAAGUUUAGUUGUAAUAGCUGCACAAAAGAUCCCACCAUUAUUGUAAUUUAGUAAUAAUUUGGAAAAUUAAAAUGAUUAGUUGGUUCUCUUUAA
This is a messenger RNA of Pectinophora gossypiella (pink bollworm), 1470 nucleotides long. Its product is annotated as zinc finger protein 782-like. Gene Ontology annotation, biological process: regulation of transcription by RNA polymerase II. The transcript has 3 exons. Gene Ontology annotation, molecular function: RNA polymerase II transcription regulatory region sequence-specific DNA binding; DNA-binding transcription factor activity, RNA polymerase II-specific; zinc ion binding. The record is from RefSeq and is a predicted model, not a curated record. The coding region runs from base 107 to 1348 and encodes 413 amino acids. NCBI's taxonomy places the organism in Eukaryota, Metazoa, Arthropoda, Insecta, Lepidoptera, Gelechiidae. Gene Ontology annotation, cellular component: nucleus.